Aspergillus niger is the source of this 417-nucleotide messenger RNA. RefSeq lists its product as hypothetical. Lineage: Eukaryota; Fungi; Ascomycota; Eurotiomycetes; Eurotiales; Aspergillaceae. The coding region runs from base 1 to 417 and encodes 138 amino acids. The transcript has 5 exons. The record is from RefSeq and is a predicted model, not a curated record.
AUGUUUGGUAAGUUUCAUUUGUUGGUUGCACAAGAUGGAUGCAACACGGAGGGGAUUUGUCACCGUGGAGUGUGCGUAUGCAGGGAGGGGUGGAGUGGUGAUGGAUGGUUGACAGAGGUGUCUGUGUCUGAUGAGCAUAUUCUGGUAGAGUCAAGUGGAGAUGGUGCACUACUCUCUGGGUCGUUUCGUGAUUGGUGUCUGCUCGCUCAUGGGACCAGCUCGAUUGGCUUUGAUACUGUAGCUCGCAUUCUUGGUCCUAGCAUGCGUCGACCUGUCUGGCAGGGGCUCAAGCAGUUCCAGGCGGCGAUUAAUGUGUACUACAAUGCUGGAAUACUACAGCCAAUGCCAGUUACUCCUCCAUACUUUCAAUACUGGCCCGACCUCAAUGGACCAUCGGACCGUCUGGCAUGCCCGUGA